Messenger RNA from Nycticebus coucang (slow loris), 3701 nucleotides. RefSeq names its product guanine deaminase (gene GDA). NCBI's taxonomy places the organism in Eukaryota, Metazoa, Chordata, Mammalia, Primates, Lorisidae. Gene Ontology annotation, cellular component: cytosol. The record is from RefSeq and is a predicted model, not a curated record. The coding region runs from base 183 to 1547 and encodes 454 amino acids. Gene Ontology annotation, biological process: guanine catabolic process. The transcript is spliced from 14 exons. Gene Ontology annotation, molecular function: zinc ion binding; guanine deaminase activity.
GAUUGGCAGGAGGUAGGAAGCCGGCCCCUGGGCGCGGCCUGCUCUGGGCAGGAGACAGCCGGGGGAAGCCGGGGGCUAGAGCCCGGCCGGCAGUCGCCCGCAGCUGCAGGGAGCUCGAGUCGCGCCUCCGCCCGGUGCGCCCUCCUCGGCCCGCGGACCCCUCGCUGCGCCCCGCCACUGGCAUGUGUGCCGCCCAGAUGCCGCCCCUGGCGCACAUCUUUCGAGGGACGUUCGUCCACUCCACCUGGACCUGUCCCAUGGAGGUGCUGAGGGAUCACCUCCUCGGCGUGAGCGACAGCGGCAAAAUAGUGUUUUUAGAAGAAGCAUCUCAACAAGAAAAACUGGCCAAAGAAUGGAGCUUCAAGCCGUGUGAAAUACGAGAACUGAGCCACCAUGAGUUCUUCAUGCCUGGGCUGGUUGAUACCCACAUCCAUGCUCCUCAGUAUUUUUUUGCUGGAAGUAACGUGGACCUGCCGCUUUUGGAGUGGCUGACCAAGUACACGUUUCCUACAGAACACAGAUUCCAGAGCACCGAGUUUGCUGAGGAAGUGUAUACUCGAGUUGUCAGGAGAACACUGAAGAAUGGAACAACCACAGCUUGUUACUUCGGAACGAUUCACACUGACUCAUCUCUGGUCCUUGCUGAAAUUACAGAUAAAUUUGGACAGCGAGCAUUUGUGGGCAAAGUGUGCAUGGAUUUGAAUAACACUGUCCCAGAAUACAAGGAGAGCACUGAGGAAUCCGUCCAGGAAACACAGAGGUUUGUGUCAGAAAUGCUUCAAAAGAAUUAUUCCAGAGUCAAGCCCAUAGUGACACCACGGUUUUCCCUUUCUUGCUCUGAGACUUUGAUGAGUGAACUCGGCAACAUUGCGAAGACUCGUGAUUUGCACAUUCAGAGCCAUGUGAGUGAAACUCGUGAUGAAGUUGAAGCUGUGAAAAAAUUAUACCCCAGUUAUAAAAACUACACAGAUGUGUAUGAUAAAAACAAUCUUCUGACAAAUAAGACGGUGAUGGCACAUGGCUGCUACCUUUCUGCAGAAGAACUGGACAUCUUCCAUGAACGAGGAGCAUCCAUCUCCCACUGCCCCAAUUCUAAUUUAUCGCUGAGCAGUGGCUUUCUAAACGUGAUGGAAGUCCUGAAACAUGAAGUAAAGAUAGGGCUGGGAACAGACGUGGCUGGUGGUUAUUCCUAUUCCAUGCUUGAUGCGAUCAGAAGAGCAGUGAUGGUUUCCAAUGUCCUUUUAAUCAAUAAGGUGAAUGAGAAAAGCCUCACCCUCAAAGAAGUCUUCAGACUCGCUACUCUUGGGGGAAGCCAAGCCCUGGGGUUGGAUAGUGAAAUUGGAAACUUUGAAGUGGGAAAGGAGUUUGAUGCCCUUCUGAUCAACCCCAAAGCGUCCGACUCUCCCAUUGACCUGUUUCCAGGGGAUUUUGUUGGUGAUAUUUCUGAGGCUGUCAUCCAGAAGUUCCUUUAUCUAGGAGAUGACCGAAAUAUUGAGGAAGUUUAUGUGGGCGGAAAGCAGGUGGUUCCGUUUUCCAGUUCAGUGUAAGACCCGCAAGUGUCUACGAAGUUCUCCUGGGAUAUGUGAUUCCACAUUUGCCUUGUGCCCAGGUGGAGUUAGAAAGUGAAAAAAUAGUACCUUGCUCUUGGGCUAUCUCUUUCUGUGUCUAGUUACAGUAUUCACUUGACAUUGUUUGAAGGAAGUGCACUAAUUCUCAACUCUGGUUGAGAGGGUUCAUAAUUACAUAAAAACCUCCCUCUCCCUUUUGGGCUGCUCAGAUUUACUUUCAGCUCAAACAGAAGGGAAUGCUAUUGCUGGUGGUGGUUUUAUUAUGAGAUAUUAGUAAAAUCUUGUUCGUAUUUGGAAAUGUGGAAAGAAAAGAUAUGCCUUCCUAUCUGGCUAGGUAUUUUGAGCUAAUAAAUGCAAAAAUUAGAAAACUGAACCAGUGAGUGUAUUUUUAAGAGAGAAGAAAAGUUAGACUGUGCACAAAUGGUGGCAAAUCACUUCAGAUUGUGUUUGAAAAUUAUAUACUGAGCAUACUAAUUCACAAAGAGAACUUGUCGAAUUUUAAAACGUUUCUAGAUCGACCUUGUGUUUUGGAAAUUUGCACCUAAUGGGAUUUGCAUUUCAGAGACGUGUUAUUGUUGUGCUUUGCCUUCUUUGAGGAUGAAUGCCAGAAAUUAAAUGCCACAUGCUUUCUUAAUGUAGUUUCGUGCUUCAAAGUGCUUGACAGAAGUUGGGUAUUAAAGAUUUAAAGUCUCUUAGGAAAUUAUUCAUAUAACUAAAUGGCAUAAAUAGUUGUAUUUUUGUGCACUUUAGAAUUAUCUUAAUUUUUAACUGUGUGAUGUUAUAAUUGCUUCCAUUUUAUUAGAAGAGAAACAAAUUCCAUACUCCAGUGUUGUAUAGGCUGGAGUCUUCAUUAAUUGGAGCAAGUACCAGGCAUUUAGGGGCUCCUAACCCUAACAGGAAGGGUUCCACUAACAUGGCCUAUGCUAGUCAAAUAUUAUCCCAUUAUCACUGGAAAUCUUGUACUUGCUUAUCUAUCUACUGGAAUUUUAAAAUGAAGGAUAAAUCUUGUUAAGGAAAUACGAAAAAUCUUUAAGCCUAUUUUAGCUCUAUUUUCUAAUUAUAUCCAAUUGUCUAUUUCCUUAUAAUUUUCAAGACACUAGAAUUUUAGGAUCAUAAAAAAUACAUAGAUAUCCCAUUUAAUGUUUGUAUUAAUAGGACUUAAUCUGUACUAGACAUCUAGGAACAUUAAACAAAGCAAAGAGUAUUUUUAUGCUUCCUAACUAAUAUAUUCUUUCUCAUAACCUAGAAUUAAAAUCAAAUUAUGAUGUUUUGAUAAAUCCUUAAGAAGUAUUGAUAUAAAUGUUACUUAAAUCCUAUAUUUUUCUUAUCUAAUUCCAAAUACUAUAACCAAACAAGGAAAAGGAAUCGACUUUCUUAAUGUAUUAUUCCUUAGCUUAUCUUAUAAUAGAAACUUUAUGCAGUAUAGCUAAUUCCAUAUUAACAGAACACAAUUCUCCCUUCUGUAACAUGAGUUCUAUUUUCACAUAUUCAUGCUAAUUGAGACCCCAUUUUUAAUUUGUUUGUUUCUUUUGGGGCCUGGUAGAAACACUUCUAGAUUUGAUUGUGUAUACACCACACCUAAAGAUAGAACAACGUUUUGGUCUUGUGUUGUAAAAAAACAACAGAGUUUGUUUUGUGGACUAUGAAGUAACUCAGUAAAUCCAGUUUCCUGACUUAGUCCGUAUUUACACUAUUUCUAAUUCCUGAACCAUGUCAAAGAUGCCCUGCCAAAUUCCUCUCCAUCUCCGCAGUGCUAGCAGGUGUUUUCUGCUCGCUCUCUCAAUCCCUGCCAAAGGAACUUGGUUCCAUCACAUGGUGUCUGACCAAGUGAGUAGGCUUAGCACUGGAGAUGAAAUAGAGAAGAUCCACUAACAGGCAGCAGCUGCUUUCAGCCUUUGCAAGAUCCUACAUUUUUACCUUCCUCAAGGGUGUAUGUUUGAUGUUGAACAUCAGUCUUCAUUUAGAUUUUAGAUUCAUGUGCAGUAAAUAUAAAUGAACAUAGCAUCGCAAGCAGGAAGAAUGGUCGUAUUUCAACCGUUCUGUCAAACAGCAUUAAAUUUACCCCUGGUAGUAUGUUCAAGACCUGGCUAUCUUUUCUUGUAAAAAUAAAAUGUGAUGAAAUGUUUAUAUGUA